AUGAAUUAUUGUUUCAGUCAAAGCCCAAUCAUUUUGUGUUCAGAUGAAUAUCUUCCAGAGACAACAAUAGCAAAGCAGUCGAUGUGCUUAAUGAAGCCAAGUAAUGUAGAAUUAGCAAAUUAUGGAAAAUAAUAUAAUUGCGAUGGAACACCUUUAGUUCUUUAAAGUGGAUUCCAAUCAUUAAUAAAAAUGGAAGUGGAUCUUUAGAAUUAUUUCGUUUGCUACAAAAAAUUCCAAUUACUAUCAUAUGAGGAAGAUUUAGAUUAGGAUGAUAUUGAGGGAAUCUAAUUGAAAAUCAGUGAAAUUUAUAAGUACUAAAUGAAAGACUUAGCAGUCACAUACUUUCAUAAGGAUGUUUGGGAGUAAGCUGAUUUAAAAACAGUGGCAAAUUCAUAUAAUUAGAAUGGAGAAAAUUUAAACAUUUUAGAUUCAGGCGUGAGCAUUUUCUUCGAUCACCUAAAUGAUGAUGAUGUAAACAUUGUAACUUAUCCUGAUUCAAGUCAUAGAUUUUCUUUAAUUGAGUUAAAUGAUGCUUAUGUUAUUGGAAUAAAGGAAUAACCAUUAGAUUAGAAUUAAGUAGAUCUAGCUAGAGGAUAUGUGCAAUUCAAGGUAUUAGCCUAGAUUAAGUACUCUAAAUUGUUUUAUGACAAGCAAAAUCUCAGUAUAAAUUUAAAAAAAUAAGAGUAGCUGGUGAUUGUAAUCCUAAUAGCUUUCAUUCUAAUGAGUGUCCUUCUUUUGAUAGGAAUAUUCAUAUACUGUAAAUUCAUUAAAAGAAACCGUAAAACUUAAAGACAAAUAAGUGGCUAGCAAGAAAAUUUAUCAAUUCCAGAUGGUACAAUUUCUAGUAAUAUAACAGUGUCGAAUAGACAAGAAGAAAUUGGUUAUUCAAUAUAAGAAGGCAAUAAUAACCCGAAUAUUAAUACUUAAAAUCUAGAUGCUAUUGUUGAAUCCCAUAGAUUAGGUAAUUAGAGAGAAAAUGAAAAUAAUGGCAUGAAUGAAUAAGACCUUCAAAAUUUUGACAACCCCAUUCCAAGAUUUUAAAUUGAUUUUAAUCCUUAUGAUAGUGUGAGAAGCACGAGCUUCUUAAAGUAAAACUUGGAUGAGAUAGUAAAUGAAGGAUUGAGAUAGAGCCCUGGUUAAAUAACUAUAACAGAGACAUUAGAAAUUGAUUUAGAUGAUGAUGAUGAUGAAGAAGCUGAAUAGUAGAAUAAAAAAGAAAAUAAUUACUAUUGA
Stylonychia lemnae is the source of this 1233-nucleotide messenger RNA. The record is from the annotation of a GenBank genome assembly. NCBI's taxonomy places the organism in Eukaryota, Ciliophora, Spirotrichea, Sporadotrichida, Oxytrichidae.